Tachysurus vachellii is the source of this 5082-nucleotide messenger RNA. RefSeq names its product aggrecan a (gene acana). The record is from RefSeq and is a predicted model, not a curated record. Gene Ontology annotation, molecular function: hyaluronic acid binding; calcium ion binding. Lineage: Eukaryota; Metazoa; Chordata; Actinopteri; Siluriformes; Bagridae. Gene Ontology annotation, biological process: cell adhesion. Bases 148 to 4977 code for a protein of 1609 amino acids. The transcript is spliced from 19 exons.
UCUCCAAACGCAGCGCUGUCUGUUUGCUCAGCGAGAACCGGGGGAAAGAUAAAAAGCUGCUGGAGAUUCAAAGAGGAUUAUAGUUCUGGUGCUGCAUCAACAGGAGAGGCUUCGCAACAAACAGUUUAUCUAACUUCCAGGUGAGCCAUGACAUCACUGUUGUUACUGUGUUUCUGUCUUCGGGUAAUCUCAGCAAAAUGGAUCACAACAGACUAUUUGUAUACAGAACCUGAAAGGACUCUGAGUGUUAGUAUCCCCAUUGGCCCUUCUAUCCAAACCUUAAUGGGAGAUACAUUGGUUCUGCCCUGCUAUUUCAGGGAUGGCACAGUGCCGGACCCAGGUGCUCCCACCAUAGCCCCUUUGUCCCAUCGUAUCAAAUGGAGCAUCAUCACUCAAAAGAAGACCACAGACAUUUUGGUGGCCACUGAGGGUAUAGUGUCAGUGAAUAAGAACUUCAUAGACAGGGUUCAAAUGGUGGGUUACCCCACCAGCACUACUGAUGCCACCAUUAAAAUCACACAGCUUCUUUCAAAUGAAUCUGGAGAGUAUCGCUGUGAAGUCAUCCAUGGAAUUGUAGACAGCUUCGAUUCUGUUAAUGUCCAGGUGCAAGGCAUUGUUUUCCAUUACCGUGCCAUUACUUCACGCUACACCCUGACAUUUGAGAAGGCACAUGCAGCUUGUAUUCAGAAUAGUGCUGUGAUUGCCACACCAAUGCAGCUACAGGCAGCAUAUGAUUCAGGGUACCACCAGUGUGAUGCAGGCUGGCUUUCGGACCAGACUGUAAGGUAUCCUAUCCAUGACCCCCGAGAGGCCUGCUAUGGUGACAAAUAUGAAUUCCCAGGAGUUAGAACGUAUGGAGUAAGGGAUGUAAACGAGACCUAUGAUGUGUAUUGCUUUGCUGAGAAGAUGUCAGGGAGGGUGUUCUAUACAACAUGCCCUACAAAGUUCACCUUUGCUGAAGCUCAGGCUGCAUGUACUAAGCUGGGUGCUAAAUUAGCCACAACUGGCCAGCUCUACCUGGCCUGGAAAGCUGGUAUGGAUGAAUGUAAUGCAGGUUGGCUGGCAGACGGUAGUGUCCGCUAUCCCAUCAACUUUGCCCGUCCCCAGUGUGGAGGAGGUCUGCUGGGAGUGCGCACUGUGUACCGCUUCAUUAAUCAGACAGGCUACCCUCUACCAGAAUCAAGAUAUGAUGCUAUCUGUUACACAGAUGAGGAAGAGGAGGGCUCAGCCAUCCCCAACAUCUUCCCAGAUAUACAGACUACGUCAAGUGAGGUACUAAGUGUGAAUUUGGUGACAGUUGAUCCACCAGUGUUUAUCACACAGACUUCCACUGAGAAUGAACUAAUUGGGGAGAUUGAAACCCACAAACCCCCCACCACAACUUCUGACUUCCUGUAUGUGGAGCAGAAUGUCACACAGCUGCCUCUGUCUUCACCACCCAGUGUCACUGACGACUUUGUAAACAUGGUGACUGCACAGCCUGACCUUGGGGAGAUUCCUGAUGAAAAUGCAACUGCACCUGUUAUAUCCCUGACUGGUGUCGUCUUCCACUUCAGACUAGGUCACAGACGCUAUGCUUUUACCUUUAGUGAGGCUCAGCUAGCCUGUCAGGACAUCGGUGCCGUGAUUGCUAGUCCUCAGCAGUUACAGGCUGCCUAUGAAGCUGGUUAUCACCAUUGUGAUGCAGGCUGGCUGACUGACCAGACUGUCAGGUAUCCUAUCACAUCUGCACGAGAGAAAUGUGCUGGUGAUUUGGAAUAUUUGCCGGGUGUGAGGUCUUAUGGUGUACGACCUGAUAAUGAGCUCUAUGAUGUAUACUGCUACAUGGACAAACCAAGAGGGAAUGUCUUUCAUGUGAGUUCAUUUGAGGGUUUGACAUAUGAUGAAGCAACGGCUUAUUGCCAGGCCCAGAAUUCCUCCUUGGCCUCCACAGCUGAUCUGUAUGUGGCCUGGAAGCAAGGCUUUGAUAAGUGUCGCCCUGGCUGGCUCAUCGACCGCAGCGUCCGCUAUCCAAUUAAUAACCCCAGGCCUCAGUGUGGAGGAGGGAAACCUGGAGUCCAUACAGUUUUUAAGUUUCCUAACCAGACUGAAUAUCCUGAUGUGCACUCCAAAUUUGAUGCCUACUGCUUGGAUGGUGAUUUCCAAUUAUAUUUUAAUGAGACUGGAUCGAACCUGACACUAAUUGAAGAGGAAAUGGUGAACCUGACUUCAAGAAAUGACCUUUCUAAACCUGUGAACCCCACUAUUAUUCCUCCGAUUCAUGUGGACCUCUCUGGUUCUGGUUCAGCGGACCUGCCAUCUGGGUCCAAGGAUUAUUCUAGUGAUGUAUCAGUUAGUGGAAGUGGGGAACAGCCUAGUGGGUCAUCAGGUUUAGGAGAACUUUCAGGAUCAGGACUGCCUAGUGGGUCUUCAGGUUUAGCCAAAGAACUUUCAGGAUCUGGUAUGCCAAGUGGGUCUUCAGGUUUAGCAGCAGAACUUUCAGGAUCUGGUGUGCCAAUUUGGUCUUCAGGUUUAGGAGGAGAACUUUCCGGAUCUGGACUGCAAAGUGGGUCUUCAGGUUUAGCAGCAGAACCUUCAGGAUCUGGUGUGCCAACUUGGUCUUCAGGUUUAGGAGGAGAACUUUCAGGCUCUGGAAUGCCAAGUGGGUCUUCAGGUUCAGCAGCAGAACUUUCAGGAUCUGGUGUGCAAAGCUGGUCUUCAGGUUUAGGAGGAGAACUUUCCGGAUCUGGACUGCCAAGUGGGUCUUCAGGUUUAGCCGGAGAACUUUCAGGAUCUGAUGUACCAAUUUGGUCUUCAGGUUUAGGAGGAGAACUUUCAGGAUUUGGACUGCCAAGUGGUUCUUCAGGUUUAGCAGCAGAACUUUCAGGAUCUGGUGUGCCAAGUUGGUCUUCGGGUUUUAAAGGUGAACUUUCAGGAUCUGGACUGUCAAGUUGGUCAUCAGGUGUAGAAGACGUCUUUUCUGGAUCUGGGCCAAGUGGAGACAUGUCUGGCUCAGGCCUUAGCGGUGAUGGCUUAAGCAUAAGUGUGACAUUCUCAGGAACUGGCUCAAAAUUCUCUGGGGAUGCCUCAUCUUCAUGGACACCUCAGGAAGCAGGGGAGGGCAGUGCAGAGAUUCUCACUUUCACUCCAGGUCUGGGUUCUGGCUUCUUCAGUGGGGAUGGGUCUGGAUCAGGAAGUGGCUCUAGUUUUGGUUCAACAGAGAGUGGGUCUACAUCAGAAUUUUUCAGCAUCUUGGAAGACAGAGAAAGUGGGGAACCUUCUGGCAUAUCUUCAGGCCUUGGUUCUAGCAGCGAGAUCUCUGGAUUCAGUGGUUUUCCAUCAGGCUUGACUUCCUCAGGAGAUGACAGUGGUGUCUCUGGGCUUAGUGGCAAUGGAAUAGUCUUGGUGAAAGGCCAGUGGGUCGAAAUGUCUACUGUUCCAACCCUCACAGCUCAGGAGCUGGGUGGAAGUCAAAUGCAUUUCAGUGGAUCUGGAGACCAGCAAGGGUCUGGUUUAAGUGGCUCUGGUGUGAGUGGAAGUGGUGACUUCAGCAGCACUGGAAGUGGUUCAGUAUUUCCUGCCAUCACCUUUUUUGAAUCACACUUUUCUGAUCUCACAGGCCUAUCUAGCACAGAACAAGAGGCUUCUGGAAUUUUGAUGUAUGGAUCAGGGGAAGGGAGUGGUGACUUUUCUGGACACUCUGGUGUUCCAUCUGGAGACACAUCAGAGGCAUCAGCCAGUAGGAAUAUUGUAUCACUUGCUGAUGAGAGCUUAGUGGAAGUUUCUUUCAGAUCCAAUCAAAACCAGGAGCUUAGAAAAGGACCAAUAGAGCACAGUGGGAGGGAGAAUGGAACAUUUCUGAGCAGUGGGGACCAACUUUCUAAUAUUUCAAGUGAAAAUCACCAUGUCACAUCAUCUGCUAGUGAAGACCCAAUUUAUUCAAUCGAUGAGCCAUCAGUUCUGGUUCCGUCAGGACUGUUUAGUAAGAGUGAAUGGCUAAAGGAAUUGUUUUCAAAUCCUGCUGAUUCAGCGACUCCAGCACCUAUAUCUGGCACCACUACCAACCCUACCUUUUUGAUUCAGACCCCGGCUGUCAUAGAGAUCCCAGCCAUGGUGAAUGCUGCUGUGGACCCAUGUAACCCAAACCCCUGUGGUGCUGCUGCGUGUUCUGUGCAGGACGGGGUUGGUGUGUGUCACUGCCCACCUGGGGUGAAAGUGGAAGAUUGCCAUGUUGAGGUUGAUGUGUGCCAUUCAAACCCUUGUGCCAAUGGAGCUACGUGUGUGGAAGUACAGGAUGCUUUCAAAUGCUUAUGCCUGCCCAGCUAUGGAGGGGAUCGCUGUGAGAUCGACAUAGAAACAUGUGAGGAGGGCUGGACUAAGUUUCAGGGCAACUGUUACCUACACUUCUCUGAGCGAGCAGUGUGGGAGGAGGCUGAACAACACUGUCGAGGCCUUGGAGCUCAUCUGGUCAGCAUCACCAGCCAAGAAGAACAAGUAUUUGUUAACUCCCAUGCACAUGAUUACCAGUGGAUUGGACUCAGUGAUAAGACCUUUGAGAAUGACUUCCAGUGGACAGAUGGAACCCCAAUGCAAUAUGAGAACUGGAGGCCUAAUCAGCCGGAUAACUAUUUCAAGUCUGGUGAGGAUUGUGUGGUGAUGGUCUGGCACGAAUUUGGGCAGUGGAAUGACGUGCCUUGCAACUAUCAUCUACCAUUCACAUGCAAAACUGGACCUGUCACAUGUGGCCAGCCUCCUGAACUGCAGAAUGCCAGAUGGUUUGGGACUAAGAAAGAACGCUAUCAGGUCAACUCAAUAAUCAGAUAUCAGUGCAAUGAUGGCUUCAGACAGCGCCAUCUACCAGUGGUUCGCUGCAUGGCAGAUGGACACUGGCAAAAGCCACAGGUGGAAUGCAUACCCCAAAUCAAAAAAAGACUACUGAAGAGAUCUAUUAGGCGUCGAUCUGCCAAGAAAACAUCGUUGAGGAAGCACCUCAAAUGACUUGAGAAGAAAUAGUUAAGAGAUUUUUAAAAAAUCAUUUAAAUCUUAUUUUUCAUGGCCUUGAAUUGAGAAUGCAUUAUGUAUUAAAAAGUUUCAUUUUUAAGA